UCCUCCCGCGAGCUAGCAAGCUUCAAUGCAGCACAUGCUAGCUGCUAGCUGCUAGCUGCGUCAUUGUCCAAAUUAUAACUAUUAAAAAGUCAUUGUCCACAUUAAAACUAUUAAAUAGUCAUUGUCCAAAUUAAAACUAUUCAACCUUCACCUGGAACCAAAGAGCAAUAAUGAGAAGAGUAACGUUAUUUGUUAACGGCACGUCCAAAAAUGGCAAGGUUGUAGCAGUAUAUGGGGCCUUGUCUGACUUACUAUCUGUAGCCAGCAAUAAAUUGGGAAUGAAAGCCUCCUGUUUGUAUAAUGGAAAGGGAGGUCUCAUAGACGACAUUGCCCUUAUUAGAGAUGAUGAUGUGUUGUAUGUCUCAGAAGGUGAUCCAUUCAUUGAUUGUCAGAAUGAAGUGAAAGUGUCAUUCGACCAGCAAGGCGCUCACACCGACUGGUUGACCCUAAAUAUUGGUGGCCGUCUAUUCACCACGACAAGGAGCACGUUGGUGAGCAAAGAGCCAGAGAGUAUGCUUGCUCACAUGUUUGGAGAGAAAGAUGUGUGGGGGAACAAGCAAGAUGAGCAUGGAGCCUACCUCAUCGACCGCAGUCCUGAAUACUUUGAGCCUAUUCUUAAUUACUUGAGACAUGGUCAGCUUAUCAUCAAUGAGGGCGUGAAUAUACGAGGUGUUCUUGAGGAGGCUCGGUUCUUUGGAAUUGAGCAGCUUGCUGAUCAGUUGGAAGUGGUCGUGAAGGUAAGCAUUAAUUCGGGUUUACAGCAAAUAUCCUGUUAUCCCUUUGGAGUGUGCUUACUUGUCAUAUCCACUACUUCAUACCAGAACUCUCAGCCGCCUGAAGACCACUCUCCAAUUUCCCGCAAGGAGUUUGUUCGUUUUCUUUUGGCAACACCCACCAAGUCUGAGCUUCGUUGCCAGGGCCUUAACUUCAGUGGCGCUGAUCUGUCCCGGCUCGAUUUGCGCUACAUCAAUUUCAAGAUGGCUAACCUCAGUCGCUGCAAUCUGACACACGCCAAUCUGUGCUGUUCCAAUCUGGAGCGAGCUGAUCUAUCCGGAGCCAACUUGGACGGUGCUAACUUACAAGGUGUGAAGAUGCUCUGCUCCAAUGCCGAAGGAGCUUCUCUUAAAGGAUGCAACUUUGAAGAUCCUUCUGGGCUGAAGGCCAAUUUAGAAGGUGCCAACCUGAAAGGAGUCGACAUGGAAGGAAGUCAGAUGACCGGCAUCAACCUGCGGGUGGCCACUCUGAAAAAUGCAAAACUGAAGAACUGCAACCUGCGGGGCGCCACUUUAGCUGGGACUGAUCUCGAGAACUGCGACCUAUCCGGCUGUGAUCUACAAGAGGCUAACCUGAGAGGGUCCAAUGUUAAAGGAGCCAUUUUUGAAGAGAUGCUGACGCCGCUGCACAUGUCGCAGAGUGUCAGAUAACUCCUCACCCUCAUGUAGGUCCAGUUGGCUCUUCUCUCUUCCCUCAAUGUCAAGCUCUUUCUGCCUGCUUUUAGCACAGGUCAUUGAAUUGUAUGCACUUCCCUGGCAUUCCACCAAUAACAUGUUAGCUUUAAAUCUCUUACACUAUUUAUCCGGGUUGUCUUUUGGAUGUAUUUCAGUGACUGUUGUUGAAAGAUGUAUAUCACAAAGGAAAAUGUACAAGUGUCUGGGUUGUAUCCAGUGACUACAAUCAUUUAUUGUUUCAUAUGUAUGUUACUUGAAAUGAGCUGAUAAUAGGCGUUGAAAGCAGACUAUGGUUGCAGUCUCUGAAUGCUGCUUUUGCUGAGGCAGUACACCAAUGCUGUACUUUUCUCUUCAAGUAGCCUGCUGCACCGCACUAUAAACGCAAGCCAAAGCCACAGGAUAGCACAAUCUAAAAGGCUGAAAGAGCUGAGAAACUAUGCGAUUGGCGUAGACGUCAACACCGCUCGGGUAUGCAAUACUUUUCCUACACUCAAAAGCUUAUUCGUGUUUGUGCGCUCUGUGGAUCUACCUCCUUUUUCAUGUCAGUGACCCAUUUAGCAUGUAUUCACUGUUGUAUGUAGGCCAUAUCUCAACUUGUCACUUCAACACACUAAUUCAUGUUGUCACAUUCACGUUUGCUAUUAUUCUCUAUGUACAUGCUUUGAAUCUAUUUGCACAAAUAUAUUUUCACCAAAAAAAUGUCAAUGAUGUAAUCUUAUGUAUAUUCAAUCCAGUGCUUCCAACACCCCAAAAAACUGUAAAUAGGAAGAAGUUGUCCUGGUCCUGGACCGUGUAUGUGUGCAUGAGUGUACUUGUCUUUGAGCUCAGCGCUGAUGCAAUACUUUUUACUCCGUUUAACAGAAGGUACCCGGCCUGUGAGACCUUGUGUAUCUCACCAUGAGUGACAACAUCCAUGGAAGUGAUUCUAUUUAUUUGAAAACUUUGUGUAUAGAGUAAAGGUGGUUGUUGUUUUAUGUUCAGGAUUGGGGUUGUGGUACUUUGUGUCAAUGGUUAUUGCACUCCACUGUGGAAAUACUUUUCCAUUAUUUGACUGUUAUAAAUAAACUCCAUCGAAGAAGA
Nerophis lumbriciformis (worm pipefish) is the source of this 2528-nucleotide messenger RNA. It is a transcript of the gene kctd9a, whose product is annotated as potassium channel tetramerization domain containing 9a. The record is from RefSeq and is a predicted model, not a curated record. Gene Ontology annotation, biological process: protein homooligomerization. NCBI's taxonomy places the organism in Eukaryota, Metazoa, Chordata, Actinopteri, Syngnathiformes, Syngnathidae. Gene Ontology annotation, molecular function: protein binding.